Molecule: messenger RNA, 2725 nt
Organism: Labeo rohita (rohu)
Lineage: Eukaryota; Metazoa; Chordata; Actinopteri; Cypriniformes; Cyprinidae
Gene: glt1d1
Product: glycosyltransferase 1 domain containing 1
Molecular function (GO): glycosyltransferase activity
Source: RefSeq, a predicted model, not a curated record
GGCUGGUGCUCUGACGUGACAGCAUGAGAUUAACAGAGUCGGGUCAAGAGAGUAGCGCAUUGUCCGUCUGCUGGCAGGCGAGCUCUCAUUGUUUAUUAGCGUCAGCAUUUUAUCGUCACACGCUGAAAUGCGCGUGCUCUUCUUAGCCCCAAACAGUCCCAAAACAGGGAACUGUACCACUGCUGAAAGAAUAAGGAAUCAUAUCGUGGCUGCAGGACAUGCUUGUGUACUGUGUGAUACAAGAGAGUUCAGUUCUGCUUCUGAUGUAUCAUCCCUGAUGACGCAAGAGCCGCGGUUCGAAGCUGCGCUGGCCAUUCAUCUUUUCAAAGGAGGCAGGCUUCUUUUAGAUGUUGGAGUGCCGUUCGGAGUGGUGUUUGGAGGGACGGAUGUAAACGAGGAUGUAAAAGAUGAGCACAAGCGGGCUGUGAUGGAGGAAGUUCUGCGGAAAGCCAGGUUUGCUGUGGCGUUCACUGAUAAACUGAAAGAACGUGCAGAGGAGCUCUUGGUAUGUGAGAGCAAGAAGAUCUAUGUACAGCCUCAAGGGAUUGAGACCAGAGCGGCAUCACAUUUCAGCUGGCGUGACUUCUUACACAGCACAGGCGUGCGUACCAAGCAAGUGGAAAAUCUACGUGUGUUUCUGCUGGUAUGUGGAGUCAGACGAGUUAAGGAUCCUCUGUAUCUUCUAGAAGCUUUUGAAGAAUGGCACAGUCAGAACCCCCCUGUGGUCCUCAUCAUCAUUGGUCCAAAGAUAGAUCCCGUGUUUACCGCAGUGGUUGAGGAGAGUGUCAAGAGGUCUGUUGGAGUAUAUCUGGCGGCUGAUUUGAGUCAGGAAGAGCUGCAUGCUGCCAUGCAGAAAUCAUUUGCCCUGGUCAACUCGUCUCUCUCAGAGGGAAUGUCUGCUGCCAUCUUAGAGGCGAUGGAUUUAGGUUUGCCUGUUUUAGCGAGGGAUGUUCCUGGAAAUGCUGCAAUAGUCGAGCAUGAGGUCACAGGACUGCUGUACUCAAGCCCUCAGGAAUUUGUAAGCUUGUCCAGAAAACUUCUGGAUGACCAUGAGCUCCAGGAAAGACUGGUGAGGAACGGAAAGAAUUACAUUACAACUUGCCACAACCCGAUGAAGGAGAGAAUAACCUAUCAGAAACUGGUGGAGACUCUUCAUUGACAGUAUGUUGGGAUAAACAUUUGUCUCAGGUCUUUAAGAACUUUACAAAAAGGUGAGGACUUGCUCUUUCAAGAGCUUUUAAGACUGAAUUGCAUAUUUCAGUUGGAUAUGCAAGCCUCUUCCAUGACUGCCAAGAUAAUGGAGGCCAUUUGUCUGGCUAUCAGAGGAAAAAUAUAUUUAUAUGACAUGUUAUAGGACAUAGGUGAUGUUUCACCAGGCAUAAAAGGGACACACAUUUUACUAUACAUUUACAUUUACUUAGUACUUAAAUUACAACUUAUCAGGUCCUAGAACAAGGACGGAUGACAGAUCUGGCAGUUUGUUUGUUUUUUGUUUUUUUUGAGGGGUGGUAAUUUAUCUAGAAGUGAGUGCCUGACUUUCAUUCGACACUAAACACAGCCGAGCUCUUGUGUGCACAGACAAGACAGCAAGUGUUUGCAUUCUACUUUGUUGUGUUGUGGUGCUUGUUUGACAAUUGGGUAUAAAAGUGCCAGUGUUACCACAGUUAUUGUGAGUUUUCUGGGUUAAAGAAUGUGACAUUACUUUGCUAGCAAGAAUGAUUCCUGCUCUUAGGAGGAUCUAAGCUUAAACUGUACAGACAGCUUGUGUUCAUGUGUGCAUAUGUAAUAUGAUGUGAUAGGCAAGACAUACGAUAAACUAAAAAUGUACUAUACUUGAUUUUUCUAAACAAAUGCAAGACAUGAAGUGGGAGAUCCACUAUAAUAGAAGCCGGAUCCAGUUUCAAAAGUGCUAGAUUUAGUUUGUUUGGUACAAAUUAUGCCCUGCUUUUACUGUAGUAAAAUUUAGAGCUUUACUUUUUUUUUUUUUAACUCUGUUGAGGCCAAGAUUUUCAGGCUUAACAAACUACAAAGACAAUUCUGUUAGACAGCUGCCAAACUGUUUUUUUUUUUUUUUUUUUUAAAGGCCAGAUGAAGAACAUUGAUGCUCUCUGUACAAUAAAUGAAACACAAGAUUGUUUUUAAGGACACAUUUUACUCUUCAAAGGAUUUUUAAUUUAUUCAUGAAUGUUACUGUGUUCAGGGAUUAGGGUUUGUAUUUAGAGGUUUUGCUAAAGUUAUUAUAAAAUAUUUAUUCUCUUUGUAACUAAGACUGUAUGUCUCAAAUCUUAAACCAUGACUUUUUAUGAUUGUAUCUACAUUUCUUUCAAUUUCAUGGCACAAUAAAAUAUACUGUAAACACUUGUAUACAAACUUUUGAAAUUUCAGUUUAAUUAUAGAGGUAAAAUAUAUACAAUAGAGGUGCUCUGUGGGAAUUUUUGGCCUGUGUGUGGUCUCAGCCAUAUGUUUUCCUGAAUAUGCACCAAAAUAUUGUUAUAUUGUGGAAAAAUUGUCCAACUCCAACUUUGCGGGUGAUGUGGAGUUUUAUAUGGGCAAGCGUCACUCAUUUUCUUCAGAAAAUGUAAAAUAUAUAUAUAUUUUUUACUACUGUUUUUAUUUACCUCCACACCUGGAGUUACCACAAAUGUAUUCACCAAUAUGAAAACCUGGGACAAGCCAAUGGUGCUUUACAUUUGAGCAUUGAAAGAUAACGGAUUACAAAAGAUAA